AUCCCUACAGCUGUUCAAGAAUGAAUUCCUUCAAGGUGCCAGUAAUUGAUGUCCAGAAUGAUAACUUCAAGGAGCUGUGGCCAUCUAUGCUCUUGGCGAUCAAAACUUCUAGCUUCAUUGCUCUUGAUACGGAACUUAGUGGGCUUGGAACAAGAAAGAGUUUGUUAAAUCAGUGCAUUGAAGAACGGUACAAAGCUGUAUGCAAUGCUGCUAGAACACGCUCCAUCUUAUCUCUAGGGAUUGCUUGUUUCAAACAGCUCCCUGAUAAGUUGGAAAAAACAUACCUCUCCCAGAUCUACAACCUGACUCUGCUGUGUAUGGAGGAAUACAUCAUUGAACCACAAUCAGUUCAGUUUCUUGUGCAACAUGGAUUUGACUUCAACAAGCAGUAUUCGCAGGGCAUUCCCUACCAUAAAGGCAAUGACAAGGGAAAUGAAAACCAGAGCCAGACAGUCCGUACUUUCUUCCUGGAACUCAUCCGAGCCAGGAAGCCACUGAUUCUACACAAUGGCUUAAUUGAUAUGGUUUUCUUGUACCAGUGCUUCUAUGCUCACCUACCUGACAAUUUAGGCACCUUCACUGCUGAUCUUUCUGAAAUGUUCCCAGCUGGUAUCUAUGAUACUAAGUAUGCCUCUGAGUUUGAGGCUCGCUUUGUGGCCUCCUACCUAGAGUAUGCCUACAAAAAGUGCAAACGCGAGAACUGCAGGUUGAAGGACGCCAAAAAACAGCACCUCAACAUAGAGUUUUGCAACUACCCUGCCAACAUAGCUUCCUACAUCGAUUACCGCUUCUGCACUUUGUCUGAUGCCAGUCAGCUUGGGAUUGAUGCAGCAAACAAAGUUCCCCUCUGCCAGACAUUUUCUGCCUAUGGGUGGUGUCCAGAUGGGUUGAAGUGCUCACAGUCUCACAACAUUGAUCUAAUCAUUACUGAAGACGAGAUCGUCAAAGAACAGAGGAGGAAGAAAAGGAAGCAGAAAUGGAAACGUCGGAAGCAUUUGGAGACGCUCCCAAAGGAACCCGAGCUGGAUAGCCCUGAUAAGGAUGGAGAGGUGGCUUUGAAUAAUGAUGGGCCCCCUUCCAAACAGUCCUGUCCUGGCAACGCAGUUACUCCCAGUGUGGACUUCACAGAUCCAGAGCCUGUGUCUAGUAAUGAGGAAAGUUCUAUGGAUGUGGAACGAGAAUUAGGCUCUGACAGUGCAGCUGAAGCCAAGAUGGAUGAGGAACACAACGAGGACAGCACUUUACCACCACCCAAAGAAGUGCAGGACGAAAGGGCAGCAGGGACUGAGGAACUGGGGCCAAAAGGACAGCUGCAGAGUGUUUCUGCAGUGACCUCGCCUACCACAGCAAAGCCAGUGGCACACCUGCCUAACUGUUCCGAAGGGGGAAUUCACCGGGCUGGCUUUGAUGCCUUCAUGACUGGUUACAUCAUGGCAUAUGUCCAUAUGCUCAAGAAUGAUGAGCAUCAAGACUCGGGUGGAGGCACUUGGUUGCCAGACUGCCACAACAAACUGUACCUCAGUGGGAAGUCUGUGCCCCUCCAUAUUGUGAAAAGUUUGUUCUCUAAAUCUUCUAAAGCUCAUAGCCAAAAGAUGAAAUUGGCUUGGUCCAAUACCUAGAGCUAGAAGCCCUCCCAACUUGGAUUCUAGAUUAGUACUGUUGGGGGA
Messenger RNA from Euleptes europaea (tarantolino), 1667 nucleotides. It is a transcript of the gene TOE1, whose product is annotated as target of EGR1, exonuclease. Gene Ontology annotation, molecular function: metal ion binding; 3'-5'-RNA exonuclease activity; snRNA binding. Lineage: Eukaryota; Metazoa; Chordata; Lepidosauria; Squamata; Sphaerodactylidae. The record is from RefSeq and is a predicted model, not a curated record. Gene Ontology annotation, biological process: snRNA 3'-end processing. Gene Ontology annotation, cellular component: Cajal body; cytoplasm. The transcript has 7 exons. The coding region runs from base 21 to 1619 and encodes 532 amino acids.